UAAUUUGAAAUAUGUUAGAAAAAACAUCUAGUACAGAUAACGGUCAGUUAUCCAAAGAAGAUUAUUUAAUUAAACGUGCGAAAGAUGCGUUACCAGUUGAUAUUUAUGCAGCUAAAUCGUGGUUAACUACUGCUAGAUCAUUGUUUCCUCAUAGUGCGAAAGUUCAGUUUGAAGCUUAUCGAAUUGAGAAACUUUCAAAAAAUGUCAAGGAAGCAGCCAAAUGUUUUAGUGAAAUAUUUCAGAAUUUUCCAGAUGACCGUGAUAUAUGGAAGGAAAUAGAAACAGUAACAGCUUGUCUUCGUUUAGAACAAUGUGAUCCUGAAGCAGAAUUUUUAUGUCAAAUGUUCCAACAUAUACCGCAAGAACUACAACACAGACUGCUUAUUAUGACUGCAGAUCAUAGCGAAGAUACAAUGGAACAUUGCAAAUUACUGCUUCUUUUAUUACGUAGAUUCCCACAAACUAUUGCUACUCAUGGGCCACGUUUAGUAGAAACUCUUCUUACUGCUGAGAAACACAGUCAUCCAGGACGCGCAGUAAAUGGUUUCAGAAAAUUAUUGGCCUGUGAUGCAUUACCACUCCUUGGUACAGCACCGGUAGAGCUAAAUUCAAGACUUAGCUUGAGAUUACUUUGUAAGGCAGUAGAAUUUUAUUUAGCAUACAUACAACAACCGCAAGAUAAUCAAAUUCAACAUCCCUGGGAUAGACUAUUUCAAGUUGUUGAGUUAAUAGGGAAAAAGUUAGGGUGGGAAUUAAGUAGUUUAUUUUCUAUGACUUGGAACAGAGAUACAUUCUGUGAAAGAUUGCACCAAUAUGCAGUAGCACAUUCUGGUAGUUUAUGCGAAGAAUUGGUAGUUAGACAGCUGUUAAUGUGCACUGUUGUAGUGUUACUAAGGAUAUUAAAUGAACAUAAUGCAUUGAUUAAUAAUGAUGAGACAGUAUACUGCCUGGUAGAAGCAUUUGGAGAAUAUGCACACUCCCCUACAGAACCGAAAUUGAAGAAACGGAAAAGAGAAGAUAAUGGAGGAAUUAUAGUAACUAGUGAUGGUGAUUAUAAUGGUAAUGGAUUGGCAUUAGCUGUAAAGUUAUGGGAUUUAUUACAUAGCAGUGAUUAUUUACAAAGAGAAAUAGGAAAGCUAAAUCAACAACUUCGGUUAGAUUCGUGGCUAAAUUCAUUUUUAACGGAUUUAGCAAUGUAUAAAGGUUUACAUCACGAAGUGUUAGCGAGAUUAUCUCAAGAAGCAGCUAAUUUAUCGGCUCAUCUCCGCUUAGCAAGUACAUGUUUUUUCCUGAAAGAUUAUAAGGGAAUGUUAGAAUAUAUAGUUUUAGUAGUUACCGCAUUACCCUCGAGUUGCGGUAAAGUGUCUCAUAAUUUAACUGUUCCAUGUGGAAGACAUUUACAUUACGUGACACUUGCACGAUUUCCUAUUAUACAGUAUUGUUGCAGGCUACUUCUUUUAGCAAUAAAGGAAAAUUUCUCUUUACCUGGAGGUGUUGGAGAUUUGGCUAUAGGACAUGCAUUAGUUUUAAUGCAAAUUGAUUGGCCACAAGAAGCUAGUACUUUAUCCACAAUUACAGAAAGAAUUAUUAAUCGUGGAUCUUUCUCUUAUCCAUUAUUUCAAGCUUAUAUUAUUUGUGUAGACAUUUUAGAAGAAUUAACGUAUCUAUGGACAGAACAUGGAGGUGGUGUAUCUUUAGAUAUAGCUACAGGGUCGGGAAUCUUACAAAAUCGACGUAUUACUACUCGUGGAGCAGACAAAGGAGUGCGGGAAGAAGUGAAACAAGCGAUGCGGCGACAAGCAGCCCGUGAUGGCAUCGAUUCAUUAGAUGAGUUAUUACAAAAAUUCAUUAUCAAUGAAAAAACUGCUAUACUACACAGUUUAAUUAUUCAAUAAAUACCUUUAACAUUAUUUUCAUCAACAAAUUUAAUACAUAAUUUUAAUAAAAUUAUUAUAUAAUUUUUUAUUUAAAAAUAUACACAUGAUUUCCUUAA
Molecule: messenger RNA, 1993 nt
Organism: Eufriesea mexicana
Lineage: Eukaryota; Metazoa; Arthropoda; Insecta; Hymenoptera; Apidae
Gene: IntS10
Product: integrator complex subunit 10
Exons: 8
Coding region: 12-1895 (627 amino acids)
Biological process (GO): snRNA processing
Cellular component (GO): integrator complex
Source: RefSeq, a predicted model, not a curated record